AUGCGUUUCUCCACCCUCAAGUUUGCCAUUGCUGCCUUAGCCAUCUGCAGCAACACCGUCUUCGGCCAAACUACUCCGUCCCAAGUCGUCAGCAAUAUCAACAUGCUUACCCAGAAGUCCGAGGCCCUUCAGGCACCUGCCGAGUCAAUCACCAUCGUCAAUGGACCGCUGAUUGUAGCCGGUCAGGGUCCUUUCCCGAUGCAGGGCAUGGCCGCCAUUCCGCCUGGCGCCAACUCCGACGCAAUUCUCGAAGCCUUCCGCGGUUUUGUCCGUGUUCAUCAGGCGCUCCUCGAAAUUCUCAUUGGCAAAGCUGGAUUAUUCAGCACUGUCCCUUUCAUUGGACAACCUAUCGCAGCGGCUCUGCGCCAGAUUGAAGCUAUUGUCGACACCCUGGCUUUUACUCUCAUUGACACCCUGGAAGGUCAGGCCUCAGAGAUUCAAUCUGAGGCCGAUAGCUUGAGUGCGACUAUUGGGGACGCGAUCACUAGCUACCAGGGAGUCAACCUGGACUGA
This is a messenger RNA of Colletotrichum chrysophilum, 513 nucleotides long. RefSeq lists its product as uncharacterized. NCBI's taxonomy places the organism in Eukaryota, Fungi, Ascomycota, Sordariomycetes, Glomerellales, Glomerellaceae. The transcript has 3 exons. The record is from RefSeq and is a predicted model, not a curated record. The coding region runs from base 1 to 513 and encodes 170 amino acids.